AUGAUGCAGAAAAAGCUGUUCGAUUUCUACACAGUCAUAUCUAACUCUCCAUUACUAAAAACUUUCUAUGAGGACUGGGCGCUGUUACGACAAGAAGAAAUCGUGCAGCUUACCGGAGCUCUGCUUGGUUUGUCAGUGGUGGACUGCAAUCUUGUUCUUGAACAUGAUCACCUUCAGGAGCAGCCGCUUAGCGUCGAUUUAUCUCUGUACAUCCGUAUACCUACUAUCCCUACCGAAGGUGAAAAUAUGGCUUCUGCAAAUGGAACUGCUAAUCACAAUAAAGAGAAGAAAAUGCUGCUGGAUCAGAAUAAUUAUCUCGAAGAGAGGAAUAGACAACUUCAGUGUAACGUGGAUAAUUUGAAGAGGAAGCUAAGUGCAUUGGAAAAUGGCCACGAUAAGAACGCGGUUGUUAUGGAUCGAGAGCUUGUCUCAUUCAAAAAUAUUGAUCGUGCUGAAGAUAGUAAACCAUCUGGAAGUAAGGAAAAAGAGUGGGAAGAAGAGCGAGAGCGAUUACUAGGACAGGCAAGUUUCUUCUCUGGGAUAGUGGAGCGAGAGGAUUCAUUACGAAUUGUUCAACAGCAACUUGUAGACACGAAGAAGAUCAAUACGGACUUAUACGAUAAGUUGAAGUUAGCCGACGAGAAAUGGCGGAAAUUGGAAAAAGAUCUGUCAAGAAUUCGAGAACAAUACGCGGAGAUUGAUCGGAGGGCAGAGAGCGAGUUUUUGAAGAAAACCAUCUCGAAUCUAGAAAUGUCAAAUGCUAUGCUGCAGGAAAAUGUUCAAAAAAGGAACGAGAAUGACCAAGUAAUUAGGGCCGAGCUUGAGAAGAAGUACGGCCAGCACACUGAAUUGGUUGGAGCCCUGCAGGAAAAAGCAGAACGCUCUUGCUCAGGUUCGAAACUUCGCAUGUUGGAACUAGCAGAGGAAUUGCUACCGCUUCCCGAUGCCCAUUGGGCGAAUGACCGCUGA
Ostertagia ostertagi is the source of this 969-nucleotide messenger RNA. Lineage: Eukaryota; Metazoa; Nematoda; Chromadorea; Rhabditida; Trichostrongylidae. The record is from the annotation of a GenBank genome assembly.